This is a messenger RNA of Penicillium egyptiacum, 1164 nucleotides long. The record is from the annotation of a GenBank genome assembly. NCBI's taxonomy places the organism in Eukaryota, Fungi, Ascomycota, Eurotiomycetes, Eurotiales, Aspergillaceae.
AUGAGCUUUUUCAAAAAGCCCUCGUGGGCAAUCAAGAAUACCGGGGCAACCAGCACUGAUUUCUAUCGACGCUCAGAACAAACGUACUCUGAUAUCAUUGCUGCGAACCGUGAAGCACACCAAAAGCCGAAAUCACCGGAAAUCCCAGAACAUACCAAAGAUACCGAAGAUCCAAAACAAAAAAAGCGGCGUCGACUUUCUAGUGAAACGGGGAAAGGGCGCGGUGAUAGCAGUCUGGUGCGGGAUGUCACCCGUGAGGUUGAUAGCGAUAAAAUUGUGUUACCAGAGCCACAAGACCUCUCGGCUUCUUCGCAUAAUUCCUCACCCGAGUCAGUCAAGUCAGUCAAACAACGCGAGACAACCAAAGGUGACAGCCCAGAAAACAACUUGUCCCAGUCACCACAGAAAGUCAGUGGUCCGGAGCCACUAGGUGCUCUACCUGUUCGACCUGUGAUUGUCCUAACGGAUGACUCGGAAACUCGAAGCCCUCAACCUGUCCAACCUCCUCAGCCUGUUCAACCGGUGGAAGUUCCAGCGGAUGACCCGGUCGUCCAGAUCCUGAUCACAUCUGAAAUUACGAACACCAAACCAUUGCUCGUCAGUCGAAAAAUGUCACAGCGGCUAAGGGAUGUGCGGUUGGCAUGGUGCAAUCGCCAAAGUUUUGAACCCCAUAUACAGGCAUCCAUCUACCUGACCUGGAAGGGCCGACGUCUAUUCGACGUGACAACUUGCAGAAGUCUAGGCAUAAAACCCGGGAAGAACUCUGCCGCGAUCCCUGGCAUUGAUGAUGAUUCCUGUGCAGACCAGAAAGAGCUGCGCAUACAUAUGGAAGCGGUUACCGAUUUACCUCUUCCAGUCAAUCAGCAAAUUACCUCGCCUCAUAAUGACACGCCCCCUACAGAGUCGCAAUCCCCACGACCAGAAGACGAUCAGAGUGAGCCAAUGAAACUUAUUCUGAGGAAUCCUGGAUACGACGAUUUCAGAAUCAAAGCAAGACAAAAAACCCUCAUCUCCCGACUCAUAUCUGCUUUUCGAGAUAAACAGAAUAUAUCUGUGGACCAUGAUAUCUUCCUCCUAUUUGAUGGAGAUAAACUCGACCCUGAUUCAUGUCUUGGCGACUAUGACAUUGAUGACCUAGAUCUGGUGGAUGUCCAGAUCAAAUAA